Polistes dominula (European paper wasp) is the source of this 3014-nucleotide messenger RNA. RefSeq names its product protein zyg-11 homolog B. Gene Ontology annotation, cellular component: Cul2-RING ubiquitin ligase complex. Lineage: Eukaryota; Metazoa; Arthropoda; Insecta; Hymenoptera; Vespidae. The record is from RefSeq and is a predicted model, not a curated record.
CAAUAAAAAAAAAAAAACAUUAUUUGUUUUCCUUUUUUUCUGCGGAUAAAUGCUUUUUACAUAGUUUUGACAUUUGAUCAGUCAAUAUGGCGGCCUCUAUACAGUCUAUAAUGCAAAACACUUGCACAGAUGUACGUUUGUACUUAGUCAAAAGUCGGCAAUGUACAAGAGGAAAUCUGUUAUCGAAUAAAUAUUGAAGCAACUUUAGCUUGAACUAUUGAGAAAAUAAUAAGCCAAAGAGAAUCAAGUGAAUAAAGGUAUAUUGAAAGGUUAAAACAAAAUAACUGAUAAAAUAUACACUUGUUGAAUGAUAUUGACAUUAUAAAAUGUUCGAGUCACCGAGAAGUUUGCAAGAAGUCUGCAUAGAUUUUAUUUGUGACAAUGUCUUGGCUUUGUGCGAAGUACAUCCUGGUGAUACGAAUGAACAUUCCUCUGGAUCAUUUUCUCCUACGUCUUAUGAUCAAGUUAGAUGCCCAUUGAGCAAAAGUAGCUCAGAAACGUCAAUGACAGUUCGUACAUUGUCCAAUGACGUAUCACCCAGUUUGGCUACCAGACUUAGUUUCAAGCAUCCUGAUGUCUUUUUACCAACUGCAAUUUCAGAACUAUUAUUGUCUAGCCUUUGCGAGAAGAAAACGUUAUCUGAUUUGACCAUUACACUUUUUGAUUCUAAAUCAACUAGAUUAAGGCAUGUCAAAUUAAAAGAUGCAUCUACUCUAUCUGCAAAAGGUUUAAAAGUUCUUAAACAACAUAAGAUUGUAGAUUUGGUAGUAAAUGGUUUAAAGGUCACUGUUAAUGAUCUGAUCAGCUGUUUGAGUGAUUGGAGUUUACAAAAUCUUAGGUCGCUGAGUGUAGCUAGAGGCAGUUUUAUGGAUUGUUCUAGAUAUUGUGUGGUAGUAACAUUGAGCAAAUUACGUGCGCUGCAUACAUUAAAUGUCUCAGGAACAGAAUUUAAUAAGCAUGGAUUAGAAAUAGUGGUCGAAGAUCUUCCGCUCUUAGAAAAUUUAGAUAUAUCAUGUACUAGAGUUGAUGAUAUAUCGCCAUUAAGAAAAUGUAAAGAUCGUUUAAAAACUUUAACUAUGUAUAAUAUAAAAAUAAGUGGAUGCGGAAAUCUGAUACCUGUUUUAUUGGAAUUAAAUGAAUUAAGAAAUUUGGAUAUUUCUGAUGAAAAAGAUACAUAUGCUUUUGAAAUGUUUGCGCCUAAGAAACAAAAAAUAGGAGAUUUUCUCAAAGCUGUACAUUGUAUGCCACAUUUAACUAGUUUGGAUUUAUCUGGUAAAGAUGAAAUAAAUCCGAAAGAUUUAAAAGAAUUUAUUAAAAAACAUCCUCAUUUAAAAUUUCUUGGUCUUGUCCACUCUGAUACUUGUUACGAGGAUAGUUUAAUCAAUCCUGCAAAUGAAGAUUAUAGACCUGAUCUUGUCGUCAGUGGUACGGCAACCGAAUCUCAAAUUUUAGAAGCAUUAAGAAAGUAUACUUAUCGAUCGGUUUAUAUUCAAAAGUGUUUGUUUAAUCUAUUUCGUUUGACUCCAAAUUUUUUCGAACCACGCGUUGAUGUAAUCAAAUUAGUGCUGCCUGGAAUGCGAGAACAUCCACAAGAAUUUCGUGUGCAAAUGGCAGCAACCGCGUGCCUUUACAAUCUUACAAAAGGUGAAUCAGCAGUUAUGAUCCAUCCAUCAAUUCUUAAACAAAUAGUUGAUUUAACAUUGACUGCUAUGGAAUCGUAUCCAUCUCAUUAUCAGUUACAAAAAAAUACAUUAUUAACGCUCUGUAGCGACAGAAUUCUACAAGAUGUUACAUUUGACAAAUACAGGUGUGCAAGAUUAGUAAUGAAUUGUUUAUCGACAUUUGACGAUGCAUCGAUGAAUCGAAUGUCAGUAGCAAUUUGCUCCAUAUUAGCAGCAAAAAUAUCAACAGCAGAAACGUCUAUGCUCGGUGCCCAGCCGCAAUAUAUGUCUAAAUUGUUAACAAUGGUCAAGUCCAAAGUUCAAUCUAAAUCAGUUGAUAUUACAAUGAAAUUCACAUUAAGUGCCCUAUGGAAUUUAACUGACGAAAGUGCCACUACGUGCGAAGUUUUUUUGGACGAGGGAGGAAUGGAAUUGUUUCUUCAAGUACUUGAAAGUUUUCAAGGUGAAUCUAGCGUGGAGACUAAAGUACUUGGUCUAUUAAAUAACAUAGCUGAGGUUGUAUAUUUGCGGCCACGACUCAUGCAAACUCGUUUCAUAUCGAUGCUUUCCUUGCUAUUAGAUUCUGUUAACAUCGAUGUGUCUUACUUUGCUGCUGGUAUCACAGCACAUUUGUUAAGCGAUGGUCCUAGAGCUUGGAGUUUGGUAUUUUCGCAUCCUACUAGAGAACAAUUAUUAGAUCAAUUAGCUCAUGCCGUUACUCAAUGGCGAACUCCGCAAGGAGAGAUGGUCGCUUAUAGAAGUUUUCAGCCAUUUUUCCCUCUUUUACGUUGUUCAGAUGCAUAUCCUGUUCAGCUUUGGGCAGUAUGGGCGAUACAUCAUGUGUGCACAAAAAAUCCUAAACGUUAUUGUGGCAUGUUAACCAGGGAAGGUGGAGUAGAAACAUUAAAAUAUCUGGAACAAACGCAUACGGAAAAUACAAGUCAUCCAAAUUUGCGAUCACUGUGUCGAUCAAUUCUUGAAACUCUGGAAUCAAAUUCUUGUUAACAUCAACCAUUGCCUUCCAAAUUGAGAAUCAAGUACUAUGCAGAUAGUAUAAUACUAGUCAAUGAUUAUCUUAUUAAAAUCUUCUUAUAUUCUGUUUGUUAGACCAAAUAAUGAAAACUUCUGUAUGGAAAAAUGAUAUUCAUCGAGCAAGCAUUGCAAUCAAAACAGUACAAUUCAGUUCAUUUAUUAUUAACCACAUUGAUUUAACAUUGAGGGCCUGAGAUUGAAAAUCACGAGUUUAGUUAUUUCAGAUCAAAUUUUUCAUUUGACUAAUGAUGAAAUAAUUCACUUCACUAAGACAAUUAUACUGUUUAAAAAGAAGAAAAAAAAAACGAAAAAAAAAAAAAA